UGAUGCUGUUUGAGGAAUUUGGUGCAGUUGGAUAUAAUAGUAUUAAUGUAGAUUUUUCAUACUUGGAGAGCCUUCGAGGAACUCACAUCUUUACUACUAAGGUAGAGAAGCUUUAUGAAAUUCAUAAAAACUUUGCUAGCCAAAUAGAAAAUGAUAUUAUAAGUCAAGUUAGAAAUAGCGAUGAUGAUGCUGAGUUCAUGCUUACUAUCAAUGAUUCACAAAUACUUAGAUAUAAUCAAGGUAAUAGAAAGAAUAGGGUUAGAAGACCUCGAAAAAUAUUACAAGAUAUAGAUUUAAAUAUUAGUGAAUCUAGUAAAAACAGAGAGAGAAAAUGUAGUAUUUGUAAUAAAGAAGGGCACAACGCACGUACUUGCCCUAAGGAAA
Molecule: messenger RNA, 384 nt
Organism: Scutellospora calospora
Lineage: Eukaryota; Fungi; Glomeromycota; Glomeromycetes; Diversisporales; Gigasporaceae
Source: the annotation of a GenBank genome assembly